Myxocyprinus asiaticus (Chinese sucker) is the source of this 4345-nucleotide messenger RNA. Its product is annotated as F-BAR and double SH3 domains protein 2-like. The transcript is spliced from 20 exons. The record is from RefSeq and is a predicted model, not a curated record. Gene Ontology annotation, biological process: neuromuscular synaptic transmission; regulation of actin filament polymerization. Gene Ontology annotation, cellular component: neuromuscular junction; recycling endosome. The coding region runs from base 151 to 2370 and encodes 739 amino acids. NCBI's taxonomy places the organism in Eukaryota, Metazoa, Chordata, Actinopteri, Cypriniformes, Catostomidae. Gene Ontology annotation, molecular function: protein binding.
ACGGAGGGUCUGGAUGUAUUUCAACUUUCAACGUUCAGCUAUCAUUUUUUCCUACAGAGUAUUCUGCACGAAAUUUCUCCGUUCCACCGAUGUGUUUGGGUUUUGCGGGUAAAUUUCCAUCAUUUUUUCCCUGUAUAACCACAUUUAAACAUGCAGCCUCCUCCUAGAAAGGUAAAAGUCACACAAGACGUGAAACACACUCACACAGAGCAGCUGAACCGACUACAGCUCAAACACCAGACAGACUGGGACUUUCUGGAAGAUCUGAGGACGUACAGCCAGAAGAAAGCACUAAUAGAGAAAGAUUACUCACAAGCUCUGCAUAAGAUUGCCUCACAGUAUUUGAAGCGGGAGUGGUCAGGAGCCCCUUCAGAAGAUCCACGAGACUCCAGGAAGGUUUGGGCUGUAUGGAGGUCAUACUUGGAAGGUGUGAUGAAAGUGAGCCAGUCUCGUAUCAAUGGAUGUGAGAACUACAGGAGCCAGAUCUCAGAUCCCAUUAAGACUCUCAGAAUACAGAAAGACCUGCAGCUGAAGAGGAGCUGUGAACAGCUGGCGAGAGCUCAGGCCGAUCUGCAGGUCACGAUCAGAGACCUGACGAAGACCAGAAAGACCUACCAGGAGGCGGAACAGACAGCGCAGUCUGUGAGAGAGAAAGCUGAUAUGGAGGCCAAGUCAAAACUUAGCCUGUUUCAGUCUCGCUCCAGUUUGAAGAGAGCAAGUGUGAAGCUGAAAGCCAAGAAGAACGAAUGGAAGUCCAAAGCUACACAAGCGAGGAAUGAUUAUCUGCUCACACUGGCAGAAGCUAAUGCUCAUCAGGACCGUUACUAUGAGACAGAUCUGAUCAACUGCAUCAAGGUUCUAGACGGCAGUUUCUACGAUCAUGUACAGAGUUUUCUGAUCUCACUGUGUCAGACGGAGCUUGAGACAUCUCAAAGCAUUCAGGACACUUUCCAGUGCUUGCUGGAGAUGUCUAGUGGCGUGACACAGGAUAUUAACCAGCAGAUUUUCAUUCAGGAGAACCCUGUUCUUCAGAAAGCCACCCCCUUCCAGUACCAGCCCUGUGAAAAUGAUUUGGUCAGUGAGCUACUGAAAGAGAGUGGCACAGCUGAAGACCACAGUCUGAAUAAGGAAGCACGGAAAUGGGCCACACGUGUUGCCAAAGAGCACAAGAACAUCAUCUUCACACAAAGGACACUGUCGGAGUAUGAAGAGUCACAUCAACAAGACCAGAACAACAACGAACUGGAAAUGAAAAUGGACAAUGCGAGAGAAUGCAUUCGUAAAUCAGAGACAGUAAAACUGAAGGCAGAUGCUCGUCUGAACCUGCUCAGAGAUGUGGGUGUGGCUGUAGACAUCUGGCUGAAGAGUGCAAUGAACCAAGUGAUGGAGGAACUGGAGAACGAGAGAUGGGCCACCGUCAACAAUACCCAUGAUGCUUCCUUUUCUCACGCUGUUGAUUUUGACCGAGAGGAUGAUGAGGACACAGAGACGCUGGAUGACAGCAGUUCCAGCCUCUCCAGCACUCACAGGAACUACCCCCUCACCUGCACUGUGCUCUACUCUUAUCAGGCAUCCCAGCCUGAUGAGCUCACCAUCCAGGAACAGGAGAUACUGGAGCUUAUUGAUGACGGGGACAUGGAGGACUGGGUUAAGGCUAGGAACAGAGCAGGGCAGGUGGGAUAUGUACCGGAGAAAUACCUGCAGCUCCCAACAUCCAGCUCUCUACUGAGCAUGCUUCAGUCUCUCUCCAGCCCGGACACUCAGUCACACACCUCCAGCACCUCUACAGAACAUGAGCCAGAAAUAGAGACACUAACCGCACAGAGCAGCCCGAACUGUCAUGCCAACACUAUAAACUUGGCCAGGGCUCUGUAUUGCUAUGAGGCUCAGACAGAGGAUGAGCUGUCCUUCCCAGAGGGAGCUGUGAUUCGAAUCCUCAGCAAACACAACCAGGAGGAUGAUGGGUUCUUGGAGGGUGAGUUCAAUGGUGCAGUGGGAGUCUUUCCUGCAGUGUUAGUGGAGGAUCUUUGCGGACCAGAGGGUGCACGAACACACAGGAGCAUGAACGUGCAGGUGUCUCUAUCAGUUCAGGAUCAUCCACCCUGUUCGGUGAACCAGUUUCCAUCUUGUAGCAGCCCGGUUUCCCACUCAGUGACGCCCCUGACCAGCUCACACACUUUGAAUGGCUACCAAACCCCAGAACCCCCCAAAAUUCCAACCCAAAGCCACACUCACACCCCAUUACCCAGAUCCCUAGCAGAGUGCGGGUCAUGCACCAUAAGACCUGUACGAGCUGCCCCUCCACCACCGAAACAGCAGGCCCAGGGCCAAGUGCAGAAAAGGGAAGAGGUGGAAAUUACACUUGUGUAAGCACCACCCUAGAGGCAGAUCUUUUUUGUUGUAUAUUAUUUAUUUUUUUUAUCCCCUUUUCUCCCCAAUUUGGAAUGCCCAAUUCCCACUACUUAGUAGGUCCUCAUGGUGGCGUGGUUACUCACCUCAAUCUGGGUGGCGGAGGACAAGUCUCAGAUGCCUCCGCUUCUGAGACAGUCAAUCCACGCAUCUUAUCACGUAUCCCAUUGAGAGCAAGAACCAAUAAUCGCAACCACAAGGAGGUUACCCCUUGUGACUCUACCCUCCCUAGCAACCAGGCCAAUUUGGUUGCAUAGGAGACCUGGCUGGAGUCACAUAGCACACCCUGGAUUCGAACAUGCGACUCCAGGGGUGGUAGUCAGCGUCAGUACACGCUGAGCUACCCAGGCCCCCAGUGCAGCCAGACUUGGAUGCAUAGAUGCAUGAGUUUGAUCCUGUUUAGAUACAGAUCAUGUCAGCAAAAGGAGACUUGAUGCAGGUUGGAUAAUGUGGAAUUAUCAUGGUUCCAGACCUUUUUCAUCUCAGUUUUUUUAGGGCAAUUAAAAAACAUAAAGACCAAAUGUAUUAUUGUUAACCAUCUGUGGAAUGCGCAUGCAAAAGCUGACUCUUCAAAAGCAGAAAAAGACUUUAAAGAGAAAAGUGGCAAUUUCAGUAUGAUUUUUAGACUUGUUCAUUUGUAUAUUUGAUUAUAUAUACUUACCAUAAACGCUUUAAAGGGGUCAUGACAUGCCUUUUUUAUUAUUUUAAUAUGUUCUUUGAGUUUUACUUGUCAUAUUAGUAAAGUUUUUUGCACAAAAAAGUAAUAUAUUUGUAAAACAUGCUCCUCCUUUAAGACUUGACAGUACACACCCACUGUUAUGAUUGGCUCUCUGCUUUUGAUUGAUCUGCCAUCUCAUUGCUUACCGCUACUGGGCGGGCUACAGAAGUGAUUAAAGGUAAAGUAGGCUUUGAUGUGUUGUUGUGGAGGCAGUCAGAUGCAAAUGUAUACCACAGUGUGACAUCACAAUCUGGAGGAAGUAUAGGUGUCGUUUUGGCAGCUUGGUUUCAAUGAAUGCACUUUUUGCUGUGAGGAGGAAGUUUUGAGUUCUGAACCGUAUAGUAUGUUUUCAUAGUACAAUGGCUUAUGUCACAAGGAAAAAUUAAUUGCUCAUGUCAUGACCCCUUUAAAGUUUUCAUAGCAGGGCUAACAAAUUUAGAUUAAUAUUACAGUUUUAGCUUACCUGUAAUGGUAACUUUAUUACUUUAUGGUCAGUAUUUUAGUUGAGUCAAUCUGAUCUGAAAGAUAUUGACCAAUGCGUCAUUUAAAUGAUGUUCAGAUAUUUUUAGCCAUUGUACAUUUCAGGAAACUAAACUCAACUUGGAGCACUUUAGAUUUAGUUUGUUUUGCAGUAUUUCAUUCUGUGGAAAUGCACUCGUUUUCUUUUGUUGUCAUUUUCUGUAUUAACGUAAAUGUUCUUUAUAAUCUCAAAGGUCAUAUGUGUAAUUUUACGUUUAACCCUCAGACACCCAAGCACAGAGAUUGAUAAUAUACAGUGCAUUCAGAAAGUAUUCAGACCCCUUCUUUUUUUUCACAUUUUGUUAUGUUGCAGCCUUAUGCUAAAAAGCUUUAAAAAAAAAUUCACAUCAAGCUACACUCCAUACCCCAUAAUUACAAAGCAAAAAACAGAUUUUUGAUAACUUUGCAAAUUAUUGAAAAGAAAAAUAUCACAUUGACAUAAGUAUUCAGACCCUUUGCUAUGACACUUGAAAUUUAGCUCAGGUGCAUCCCAUUUCUCUGGAUCAUCUUUGAGAUGAUUCUACACUUUGACUGUAGUACACCUGUGGCAAAUUCAGCUGAUUGGACAUGAUUUGGAAAGGCACACACCCUUCUCCAAUUCAAGAACAAAAAGUUAUGUCUGUGAUUUCAUUACAAUUCACUUUCAUUUUCUUUCAGCACUGUCACAUUUGUGUAAAGUACUGUAUUCAUAUUUGUUUG